AUGUCAAACAUCAAGAAAGCCCAGCCAUUCAAAAAAGCCCUCUACUUCUCAGAGGCCGAAUUUGCAGAGCGCAGAAACCGCGUUCGGGAGUUAAUGAGACGCGAAAAUCUUGAUGGAUUCUUGAUGACCAAACAGGAGUCUCUUUACUACCUGACCGGCUUCGAUACAUUUGGAUAUGUCUUUUUCCAAGCAAUGUAUUUCCACGCCGACGGAUCCAUGCGACUCAUAACCCGCAUCCCGGACCUGCGUCAGGCUUUAUACACGUCUGUUCUGGACCAGAAGGAUAUAUUGAUUCGUUCCGAUGACGCCGGUAGCAACCCUGUCUCGUUAGUUCCAAAGGUCUUAAACGAUUUUGGAAUUAACUCACCCUCUAAACGGGUUGGAUAUGAGCCCGAUUCGUGUUCUCUCACCCAUCGUCUCGGCAAACUUCUAGAAAAGAGUGUGGAGGGCGUUUGUACUUUGGUCGACCAAAGUGACUUGAUUACUCGCGAGCUACGCAUCAUCAAAUCUGAAGCGGAGAUGUGUAAGGUGCGGAAGGCCGCCUACCUUGCCGACUUUUCCUUGGUGCGAACUCUCAAGUUGGCUAAACCAGGUGCAUACGAGGGAGAUUUGUGGUCUCAGCUCGUAGGAACUGUUUACGAGGGUGGUGGUGAUGACCCUGCGAACGAAAAUAUUCUUGUUUCCGGAAACAAGGCAGUAUUGACCCGAUAUUCGACCGGCAAGGAUAGAAUUGACCGUCAACUUACGCUUGAGCACGCUGCUUCUUACAAGCAUUAUCACGCUUGUCUGAUGCGUACUAUUCCUAUCGGUGGGAUUACAAACCUUGCUCGGGAAAUGCACAAAGUUAAUAUCUUGCAAAUGGAGGCUUGCCUUGAGGCACUCAAGCCCGGUCGACAAAUUGGUGAUGUUUUCGAGGCAUAUGCCCGCGUCGCAGAUGAAAAUGGCUUUCGAGACCAACGUUUCAAUUCGUGCGGGUAUAGUCUUGGAGCCACCUUCUCACCGACAUGGAUGGAUUUCCCUAUGUUUGUGCGUGGACAAGACGUGAUAGCGAGGCCCGGAAUGGUCUUUUUUAUUCACAUAAUUUUGAUGGAUAAAGCUACCGACACUGCAAGUUCAAUUGGCCAAACUGUGGAGGUAACAGAGAGUGGGUGUGUGCCGCUCUCUAAGUUGCCAUUCUGUCUCACUAGACGACAGACUUUGGCUGCUUGGAAGAAGAUUCGGAAGGAAGAUUAUGGUUUCAGCUCUGCCGAAGAGGAUGAUGGGGAAAAUUUGCAAGAUGUUGAGCUCUCUGAUGGGGAUGUUGACGCAGAGGAUUAUGAUGUCGAGUACGAUUUUAAUGGCUAUCAGUCGGCCACUGCUCUCGGAGAUCCAACGCAGUAA
Penicillium waksmanii is the source of this 1380-nucleotide messenger RNA. RefSeq names its product M24 family metallopeptidase. The record is from RefSeq and is a predicted model, not a curated record. Lineage: Eukaryota; Fungi; Ascomycota; Eurotiomycetes; Eurotiales; Aspergillaceae. The coding region runs from base 1 to 1380 and encodes 459 amino acids. The transcript has a single exon.